Meloidogyne enterolobii is the source of this 1060-nucleotide messenger RNA. NCBI's taxonomy places the organism in Eukaryota, Metazoa, Nematoda, Chromadorea, Rhabditida, Meloidogynidae. The record is from the annotation of a GenBank genome assembly.
UUUAGCAAAUGCUGGUCACCAUAUUUAUAUUUUAAAUAUUUUCACAAAGGAAAAACCUGAGAAAUAUUCCAAAAAUGUUUCUAUUAUACGUGUUCCUCUUGAUAUUGCUCUACAAGAUGAUGAACAAGUGAAGGAUAUGCAAAAAUUAAUGUGGGACUAUACUUUACAUUCUCCAAUGCUUUCUUUAGUUUAUAAGAUUGUUGGAAAAGUACUUAAUGAUGUCACUACAAAUCGGUCUGAAGAGUUUACUCAAAUAAUAAACUCAAAAUGGGAUUUAGUGCUUGUAUCAGAAUUAUUUAAUUCACAAGGCUAUUCAAUUGCUAAUUUAUUACAUGAACGUGAAAAUGUUCCUUAUGUUAUUUUUUCAUCAUCAAUGAUAAUGGGUAUACAUGCUUGGACAAAGGCUGUAGCAUAUAAUUGGGUAUCUCACCCACACCCAUUUUCGCCUAACCCCGGAAGCGGCACAGACGGUGCUUUUAAUCCUAUUUAUUUUCACCAUAGAUUUGUUCACAGUCUUGAAGGAAUUGGUGAUUUAAUAACAGAACCAGUCACCGAUUAUUUUAUCAAUCCAAUUUUUACUCGUUUUAAUGAUGGAAAAAACUUUAAAUUCUCAAAGUUUAUCACUCAGAGUUCAGCUACAUUUGUUGAUGCAAUUGAAUAUUUAGGUUUUUCUCAACCAGAAGUCUCAGAAAUGUAUAGAAUUGGUGCUCAUUGUGAAGAGUCUUCUAAAUUACCAAAAGAAUAUUUAAAUUUUGUUGAGGAUCCAAAAUCAAAAGGCACUAUUUAUGUUGCUUUCGGAACAGCUAUUGCUUGGGGGAAUGCACCCCCUCACAUUAUUGAAGCUUUCUUUACUGCUUUUUCAAAACUGGAUGAUUAUAGAAUUAUUUUUGCUUUCAAAGGAUCUAAAGAAUUUUUAGAAAAACGUGAAAAAUUACCACAACAUAUUCGAAUUGUUGAAUGGGCGCCUCAAUUAGAUAUAUUGGCACAUUCAAAAACAAAAGUAUUCCUAACACAUGGUGGACUGAAAAGGUUGGAGAAAGAAAGGAUUGAUAAAGUGUAA